Microplitis mediator is the source of this 2392-nucleotide messenger RNA. Its product is annotated as chitooligosaccharidolytic beta-N-acetylglucosaminidase-like. Gene Ontology annotation, biological process: carbohydrate metabolic process; glycosaminoglycan metabolic process; ganglioside catabolic process. The record is from RefSeq and is a predicted model, not a curated record. Gene Ontology annotation, cellular component: membrane. NCBI's taxonomy places the organism in Eukaryota, Metazoa, Arthropoda, Insecta, Hymenoptera, Braconidae. The transcript has 7 exons. Bases 482 to 2299 code for a protein of 605 amino acids. Gene Ontology annotation, molecular function: beta-N-acetylhexosaminidase activity.
AUAAUAUCAACUAUUUACAUACAUAAUAAAUGAAUGUUUUUAAAUAAUCAUACACACAUAUAUGUGAAAUUCUAAAACAUAGCAAUUUAUCGGACGGACUCACUCAAAUGUAAUCAGCGAACUCGGAUAAAAGUUCCCCCAUUUGUGCUAUACAUUGUCACAUAGCUCACACAACCGCGAACAAUCAGUUCGCUUGUUCUAUGUUCGAGGUACUGAGAAAGAGGGACAGUUAGAUAGAGAAAUAGUCACCGAGAGAGAGAGAGCUCUAGUAGUAGCAGUGCACACUUCCCUUAUUACAAGUUCGAUGGUGAACUUCCAUUCUAGGUUCAAUUACAAUCGUCGAACCUAACUGGGAGAACCUUUUAUUAAAGACCAAACAUUGUUUGCCAGUCUAUUGUUUUAUCCCUCUGAUUAAUCAUCAAAGAUAUACUUCAAUUCAACUCUUCUCUACUCUACUUCCAUUAACUUUGAAACCCUCGAAAUGAAGUUUGUCGUGGCCUGGAUCCUUAUUCUUGUCUCGUCUUAUUCUUAUUCUUAUUAUUCUGCUGAUGCAUCGUCUCUGGGUACUCAUCAAACUAGCUUUUUCCGGACAUUUGAAUGUAUCAAUGACCAGUGCCAGCGUACGAGCAAACCAAUCUCGAUCAUUGACCCAGCGCAGCUAAAGCUCAAAGGUCACCACACGACGUUAGCAGCUUGUCGUCUAGUCUGUGGUUCACUUGGAGGUCUUUGGCCGAUUCCAACGGGACCUAUCACCAUCGGAAAAAAUUAUCUACCAACUCACCCCAAUGAAGUCCGUUUUGGUCUGCAAGAAGUUCCACGAUCGACCAGAUCAUUUUUAUCCGAAGCCUUGGAUAUAUUUGUCGGUAAUCUGCGAUGGAUGUGCGGGGAAAACUGCGAAAAGGCGAAUUCUUCAGUAAAAGUCCACACCAAGGUCAUUUCGGAGAGUCUUGAGCUCGACUGGAGCACUGACGAAGAAUAUACUCUUCAAAUAUUUACCAAAGAAAAUAAAAUAGACGUUAUCGUAACCGCGUCGACGGUUUUCGGAGCUCGUCAUGCACUAGAGACUCUGUCACAAUUAUUCGCACCGGUUCUAAAGUCAAACACUGCACGAGGGCUGGUGAUCGUUGACCAAGCGAAGAUACAAGACAAGCCGAUAUUCGUUCAUCGCGGACUUUUGAUCGAUACCGCCAGGAAUUAUCUUCCGGUUCCUGCUAUUCUGAGAACCAUCGACGGAUUAGCUGCCACCAAAAUGAAUGUUCUUCAUUGGCAUGCGACUGACACCCAGAGUUUUCCACUUCAUAUUAAAAACCGACCGCUCAUGUCUCAGUACGGAGCUUACUCACCUGAAAUGAUAUACAGUCCAGAAGACUUGAAUUAUAUUGUGACGUACGCGAAAUACCGAGGAGUGAGAAUAAUCCUAGAACUGGACUCACCGUCUCAUGCAGGUGCUGGAUGGGAAUGGGGCGAGUCUGCAGGAUUGGGUGCUCUCGCGGUCUGCAUCAACAAAGAACCCUGGAGAGACUUCUGUAUCCAACCACCGUGUGGUCAACUUAAUCCAGUUAAUCCCCAUACUCUAGAAGUCUUGAAGGACAUUUACAAAGACACUCUGGCUCUGUUGGGCACCAGCUCUGUUAUCCAUCUUGGUGGUGAUGAAGUAUUCAUUAACUGUUGGAAUUCAACGCCAGAAAUAACCACAGCGAUGCAAGAACGUGGAAUGGGAAGAACUGCUGAGGAUUUUUAUCAACUCUGGAGUGAAUUUCAUGCCGAGCAAGUUAAACUUAUUGAUGAAAUAAAAGAAGGCAGAAUUGAUAACGUAUUGCUGUGGAGCUCUGCGCUUACAUCACCGGAUGUUAUUGAAAAGUAUCUUGAUAAAACGAGAUUUAUUAUACAAACGUGGGUUGAGUCGGGUUCAGAGCUACCUAGUGAACUUUUGCAACGUGGCUACAAGCUCAUAAUGUCCACCAAAGAUGCUUGGUACUUGGACCAUGGGUUCUGGGGUAAAACUCGCUAUCACUCAUGGCGAGAUGCUUACAACAACAGAAUCCCAAGAAAUGUCGGAGUUCUCGGUGGUGAAGUCUGCAUGUGGGGUGAGUAUGUCAAUGAAGGAGGCUUGGAUUCGCGAAUCUGGCCCAGAACUGCAGCUGUGGGGGAGAGAUUGUGGAGCGAUUCUCACACACUAAGAACUGAAGACGUCGAACCACGUCUCCAAGCUUUCAGGGAAAGAUUACAAGUUCGUCAGAUUUAUGCCGAUGCCAUUUCUCCAACUUGGUGUGCGCAGCACGCGAAAAAAUGUUAUUAAUUUUUUACUUUUUACUAUCAAGCCAUUUACUAUUUUAAUUAUUGUUAUAAGUAUUAUUUGUUGUAAAAUAAUAGACAAACAAAACAAAACAAA